This is a messenger RNA of Nomia melanderi (Alkali bee), 1163 nucleotides long. RefSeq names its product Golgi SNAP receptor complex member 2 (gene Membrin). Lineage: Eukaryota; Metazoa; Arthropoda; Insecta; Hymenoptera; Halictidae. Gene Ontology annotation, molecular function: SNARE binding; SNAP receptor activity. Gene Ontology annotation, biological process: vesicle fusion; vesicle-mediated transport. The record is from RefSeq and is a predicted model, not a curated record. Gene Ontology annotation, cellular component: late endosome membrane; endoplasmic reticulum membrane; ER to Golgi transport vesicle membrane.
AAAUAUAAAGAUGUCAGUAGUUUCCCUGUAGUGGAAAUAGAAAGUAUCAUUUCAUGAUUCGUUGGAUAGAUUUAAAAAUAUAUAUUUGUAUAUUUUUUUCAAUUUUGGAAGGAACAUUUAUUAAUUCUAGAUGAUUUGUAAUCGUUUAUUGAUGCAAUACUUCUUACGGUUAUGAUCUUGUUUACUAUGCAAAGUUACAAAUAGUAGACUUUGAUAACCACUGUUACAGUACACUCGCUGUGAUAGUAUUGUUUGUCCACGUCAUUACUUUCGUGGAUGUUAAAACACGAAUGGAAAGAUUUAUUAAACAAUAUGGAAACAUUAUAUCAUCAAACAAACAAACUGGUCCAAGAAACUCAGCACCUGUUCUCACAACUUGAGAAAAAAUCGCCUAACCUGGACAUCAAUGAAAUUGAAAACACUAUAGAGUCAAAAAUAAAUCUUAUCAACAGUAACUGUGAAAGAUUGGAUGUUCUAUGCUUGAAGGGUCCUAUACAUCAAAGGCAAAAUGCUAAGAUGAGAGUAGACCAACUGAAAUAUGAUAGUCGUCAUCUAAUGGCUGCAUUGAAUACUUGGCGCAAUAAAAUGAUAAAGAAGCAAAGGGAAGAAGCUGAAAGGGAGGCAUUAUUGUCUACAACAUUCACUGCAAAUGACCAUGUUGAUAUUAUGAUUGACCAUAAUGCUCAACACAAUUCUAGUUUACAAAAUGCAAUUCAUGGAGUAGAUGAUCUUAUUCAAAGUGGAGGCAGUAUCUUAGAUAACUUAAGAUCUCAAAGGAUAUCAUUAAAAGGAGCUCAUAAACGAUUAAUAGAUAUUGGAAAUACAUUAGGUCUUUCCAAUACCACAAUGAGACUAAUAGAAAAAAGAGCCAGACAAGAUGGGUUUGUUUUAGUUGGUGGAAUGAUAUUCACAUGUCUUAUUAUAGUUUUAGUUAUAAUUUACCUCACAUAGAAAAAAAAUCUCUAAACAAUUAUGCAGGGUGAUAGAAUUAACAAUACAAUUGAAAUAUUUCUAUUGUUGGAACAAACAGCUACCUCUUCUGAAAUUGUAUAUUUGACAUGUUUUUGUUACUUUUGCAAGAAUAGUACUGAAAAUGUUUAAAUUAAUAAGAAAAGUCCUUUGUUCUUUGCACAUUAAAUUGAAUGUUACAACAUGAAACUCAA